Molecule: messenger RNA, 1533 nt
Organism: Symbiodinium natans
Lineage: Eukaryota; Dinophyceae; Suessiales; Symbiodiniaceae
Source: the annotation of a GenBank genome assembly
AUGGAAGUGGUGCCAUGGAGCCCACAAGGCCUGAGUCGACCCCAAGCUGUGAGGGAGCUCAGAGCUGUGGGCUCCAGGAUCCAGGCUACCCGCCCACGCCAACAUGCGCACUGCGGCGCAGCACCUGCACUCUGCGCAGCGCUGGCCCUUCAAAUCGGUGGCAAACAGCAAAGACCAUCUCGUGCUUGCAUCGCCCGAUCUUCCAUGCAGGGCCCCUUGGAGCGGCAUCUCUGGGAAGCCGGCAAUUCGUAUGACCUGCUGGAAGUGACAGUACGGCAAGGAGAGCACACGAUCAAGCUCAAGCGCUACGCCGAACAAGGCAGAUCCGGCAAAGCAGCUGUUCUCAUCCUUCAUGACGGGCCAGGAUUGCCUUCCCGGUAUUUGGAGCCCCUGGCAGCUAGACUCUGUGCCGGCAGAAUCUGCUUCAUGUACGACCAGUUGGGCUGUGGCAUCUCUGCAGCGAAUGGCAGCCUCAGCGAGGAGGGCGAGAUCCAGCCUGCUGUGGCCGACCUUCGCGACGUUCUCAUGUUCCUGCGUGAGCUUGGGCAGGCCGAAGUUCAUGUCGUGGCACAUGGAUUCGGAGGUGCACUCAUCAUGCAAGCCAUGGUCCGCGAUCGGCUCUGGAGCGAUCCAGCCGAAAGCCUCAUUCCACAGCUCAAGUCGGUUUGCUUGAUUGGUGUGCCCUGCAACGUGGCGCAGGCGGAUGCUGAGGCCCACUCUCUCAUGGAAGCAUGCGUGACGGAAGUUGGAGAUUCGGAUGCCGCAAAGUCCUUUUGGUAUCGCCACGUUUGUGCACUGAAGCCACAGCCGGAAUGCUUGGGUGAGGCCUACAAGUCGAGCUUUGGUCAGCGAUGGGGACCUCUUCGUGGCUGGGACUGGAAGCUUGAGAGCCCCGAUGGGACGCUGGUGGGACGCUGGAUGCUGCGUGGCAAAGGUGCCCUGCCAGAUUGGGACCUGAAGCGGACAGAGGUCGAACAUCUCUACGCGCGGGAGGCCAGCUUGCCUCCGAUCUUGUGCUUGAGAGGGCAGCACGACUUCGUGACCAAGGACUGCCUCGAUGCAUGGCGAGGCGUUGCAGAUGCCCGUGGCAGAGCAAGCGGCUACUUCACAGAGAGCGAGCUAGGAGGGUGCGGCCACCAUGCACACCUGGAAGCUCCAGAUCCAGUGGCCGCUACGCUACGUCUUUGGCUUCUUGAUGUGGAGGAUGGUGGCUUGUUCCGCUGCGAUGAGCCUGAACCACCACCAGAGCAUUCUGCUGCGGCCAAGCACUGCCGGCCGCUGUGGCGUGAGGAAGCCAGACAGGCGCUGGCAGAUUGGGCCUCGCAGAUGUGUUGGGAGUCCGCACGCCGAGCCCCAGAGAGGCCAGGAGCCUGGCGAUCUGUGGGCCAAGGCCUCCCGCACCGAGACGCCUUUGCCCCAUCACGUACAGCCCGGCGACUGGCAGAGUGGGCGUGGGAACUGCCGACACAAGAGUGUGGCUCUGCGGCGCAGACCAACACGCCAGAGGUUUGCACCAUUGGCACCCUUCUGGAG